GCUUCUUAAGGGCUCAUUUGCGGCCAUAUCCAUCCAAGUUUGGGUGUGUGUGUGUGUGUGAAUGCCUGUGCUCCAGGCAUGAGACGAUAGCCAACACCCUCCAGGAUCGAUCCAAACUGUACCCGCAAUCCUCCUCUGGUCUGGCAACAUGAAGCUGACCUCGAUCUCAAGCAUGCGGUACUUCUUGAACCACACGGCUCAUUUCUAUAGUCGCACGGUUAUGGUGAAGGAUGAUGAUGUGGACGAGGCCAUGAAGAUUCUCAACGGCAUCAUGGCCAAUGAAGGUUUGCUUAAGCGUUGGAAGCUCACGAGAAGAUAUGAAAAGCCCACUUGGGAGAGGCAUCGUGUGAAUUACGAAAGGACUCACGCCAUUUACAACGAGGAUAUGGGCAAUCGAAUCCAGUUCAUAUUGAGGAAACGUCGAACUAACCCGUACCCGGGGACCAAUUGAUCUUGUUCCAACGGAGGAUGAGUGCCACUUAGUAUUAGUAGAGGAAAUGAACUUGAAAAAGAAACCAUCCGAAGACUCGUACUUUCCACACAUCUCACUUCAUAAUGGACUGUUUAUUCGACGUUCGUCAUAGGGAAAACGGUGUAUAAAGUAGUCUUAGCAAUAGUAGUAGUUGUUUUUAGUUUUGUUCUGAGGCGCUAUUCGACGCAGUAAUGGUUGAAGGCGAAGAGACAAUCGCAUUUCUCGUAAUAAAUCAGAUACAUUGCGUA
Molecule: messenger RNA, 720 nt
Organism: Tigriopus californicus
Lineage: Eukaryota; Metazoa; Arthropoda; Copepoda; Harpacticoida; Harpacticidae
Gene: mRpS21
Product: small ribosomal subunit protein bS21-like
Exons: 3
Coding region: 149-451 (100 amino acids)
Biological process (GO): translation
Cellular component (GO): ribosome
Molecular function (GO): structural constituent of ribosome
Source: RefSeq, a predicted model, not a curated record